CAUGGCAGACGGAGUGGAUCUUACGCGGUAACUAAAGCAACACUUCAACUGGAACAGACAAAUUCAACACUACUCUGCAACAAGGCAUCAGCGAUGAGGGAGAGACAGAAGAAAAAGAAGGGGAGGACGUGGGCUGAAGCCGCCAAAACGGUUUUGGAGAAAUAUCCCAACACGCCCAUGAGCCAUAAGGAGAUCUUGCAGGUGAUCCAAAGAGAAAGGCUUAAGGAAAUAAGAAGUGGAACCUCGCCGCUGGCAUGUCUGAACGCAAUGCUGCACACAAACUCUCGUGGUGAGGAGGGGAUCUUCUACAAAGUUCCAGGCAGAAUGGGGGUCUACACGUUAAAGAAGGACAUCUCAGAUGUGGUGAAGGAGCUGUCGGAUGAGGGCUCUGAGGAGAGCAGUGACAAUCUGUCUGACUCCCAAAGCACAGAAAACAACAGCAGCGCCAUCACGGGAGAGGGCAGGAGAGGAAGGUGGAUGCGAAGAGUUCCUUCCAAGCUGCAGUCACAGCCGUCCUCUCCGCAGCCUCGAUGCUCCUCGCCUUCUGUCCCCACCAGUAAACUCAUCUCUCCCUCGCAGAAACACAGCAAGAAAGCUUUGAAACAGGCCUUGAAGCAGCAGCAACAGAGAAACCAGCGCAGACAGGGGGGAAUGCCAACCACCUCCAGUCCCAGACUGCUUCUGAAAACCAUCAAAGACAUGGCUGACAACAUUACUACAAAGACUGACUUAUGUCACCCAGUCGUCCCCAGGAAGGUUUCUCAGAGGUCAGGCCGCCUUAGUGCUGGGCAGCUGAAACGUACCAAGUGCAAAAUAGAUGUGGAAACACCCGACUCAAUUUUGGUUAACACCAACCUGCGGGCGAUCAUCAACAAGCACACCUUCUCUGUCCUGCCCCCUGACUGCCAACAGAGGCUGCUUAAACUUCUGCCUGAAGUUGACCGGCAGGCCUGCAUGGACGGCCUUCUGAAGGUCACUAGUUCUGCCUUAAACAACGAGUUCUUCACAUCAGCAGCUCAGUCGUGGAAGGAGAGACUGGCUGAGGGUGAUUUCACUCCUGAGCUGCAGCUACGAAUGCGUCAAGAAAUUGAGAAGGAGAAGAAAGUUGAGCACUGGAAGGAGGCCUUCUUUGAGAACUAUUAUGGUGAAAAUUCGGGGCUCAGCUUUGAGGAAUCCAAAGAGCUGACAAAGGCUGAUGUGAAUCAGGAGUCUGCCAGGCCCCGGUCCCCUUCUCAUCAGACAGGACCUGCCGCUCAAACACCAGAGGAUCCCAAGGGCACCAAGGACAGCAGCCAGACUGAUGCUGCUGUGAAAGACACGAAGCCAACAAAGGAGCCUCUGAAGACACAGCCUGCUCACAGAGAGCCAGUCUCCACCACAGAGCCCAUGAAGACACGGCGCUCGCAGUACGCUGAGGAUCGGAAGCUGAGCGCAGCAGCACAGUCUGGGCCGGCACCCGCAGUGAAAACACCAGAGGUUGAGCGACAGAGCGAGCAGGCCGCGGCAGGUACACUGCCUGAGAAAGAGCAUAAAGAGGAAGUGAAGGAGGAGAAGGCUGAACUCCCUCAGUCGCCUCUGAAGAAGAGCCGAAAAGCUAGUUCAGAGUCAAAAGAGGAUCAGCCGGUGUCCGUGCUUAAGCCUGCUGAGGAGAGCCAAGAGGUCAUUCCAGAGCCCAGUGGCCCCUCAGAGCCGCUUAAAAGGAAAUCUUCCAGUGAAAUUGGGGAUGAAUUGACACCAGAGAAAAGGCCUCGUAUGUCCUCAGUCUCCUCUGUGUCCUCAGUCUCUUCCAUAUCUCCUCCAGCGUCCUCCAUAUCCAGCCCUGCUACACCGACUUCAGCAACAAAUCAGAGGGUUCCACCACUCAAGAUCCCUGUGUCCCGAAUUCUCCCCAUUCCUUUGUCACCUAGCCAAGUCUCACCCAGGACUCCUCUGCCGACCCCGCUUAGCAGCCCAGGCCGUACUGGUGCUCGUACUUUGGCUGACAUCAAAGCUAAAGCUCAGCUCGCCCGAGCACAGCGAGCAGCGGCUGCCGCAGUAUCAUCAGCAUCGAAGGGAGCGGUGCCUGGCCCGGGGCCAGGAGGAGGCAGUGGUGAGCAGACACAGCCAUCGCUCAGCCCCAGCCCAGCGUCCCCACAAACACCAACCAGGUUACCAGCCAGCCAGACCAGCACGCCUCCUUCUCGCCCACUGGAAUCUUUUGGUCAGCUGAGCCCAAACCAGUUUCAAACGUCUUACUCGAGCAAAACGGAUGAAAAACACAAAGUUCAUUUUGCUGGUACUGUCAGUGCCCAUAGCAUUCAACCCACUCCGCCAUCCAUUCACACUCCAAAGGGACAGGAAAACCAGUCACCUGCUGCAUCAUCGGCCAAGACCAGCUCCUGUAUCCCUGCAAACAACCCGCUGGUCACUCAGCUUCUGCAAGGCAAAGAGGUUCCAUUAGAGCAGAUCCUCCCGAAACCGUUAUCCAAGGUAGAGGUGAAGAUGUCAAACGUAUCCUCUGGUGUUAAGGCUAAGACGCUGCACCCUGCUGAGCACAAGCAGAUGUUCCAGCCGUUCAAUACAGCAGGACGAGCAGGAGUUUUCUCAGAGCACCUGAGACACCACAGGGAACUUCCUGAUAAGGAGACUCAGGAGCAGAUCCUGCAGGCUCUGAUGCAGAGGACAGGCCAGCAGAGUCAGCCGUAUGGUGGUUUGGCGCCUCAGCACUCUCAGUACAAAACCCACCAGCUGGUGCCUGCAGAAGAGCGGCAGGACCAAUCCAGGAUUUCAGUAGGAUUUCUAGGGCGUAAGAGGAUACCCAGGCCUGCAAUGACGGGACACUACCUGCUCAAUGUGUCCACAUACGGCCGAGGACCAGAGAGCAAGAGACUGCACCAGUCUGUCAUCCCAAACACGUCCGGUUUGAAAAGGGAAAGCACAGAAGGAGAGGAGACGGCCAAGGACGAAGAACCCGCCAGGAAAUUUUUCUUUCCUGCCCCUGGGGUCAAAACUGAGCAGCAGGGAUACUCGAUAACCAACGAAGCAGCGAGCAUUCAGAACUGCUCCAACGUAAAGACUGAGCCUGGAUCAGAGGAUUGUGACGCCGGUGCCAAUAACAACAGCACCAGUGCGACAGCCAAAGACACCAGCCCCUUUUCUCAGUCACACCGAAGGCACCUCGAACUCUGCAAUAGCAACCAAGGAAACUCCGAGCCAUAUCUUAGCCAAGUGGACCCCAGUCACCAGCGGCAGUCUGCCUUUCAAACCCAGAGAACGCUCGAUAAUCAGGAAGCCGUGGCAGCGUCAUGUUACGGUGGCACUAUCAGCAUGUCUGUACCUCACUCUUUGAACCACGGCACUGCAGGCAUCGGCUCUUCCACGGCCUCAUCUGAGGCUGACGGCAGCGGCGUCCACGGGAGCGUCAUGUCUUUCUCAGUGACUGUCACCACCAUACCUGCCGGUCACUCGCUAGACCACGGCAACCAGAGCGAGCCCUCGCCCGAGCAGGCGUUCAUGGAGGGCUCCAACAUGGAGGACGUCCAGUCUAAGUGCUACUGCCGACUGAAGGCGAUGAUCAUGUGCAAAGGAUGUGGAGCCUUUUGCCACGAUGACUGUAUCGGCCCCUCGAAACUGUGUGUGUCAUGUUUAGUUGUACGAUGAUAUGAAAUUAAUAAUAAUAAUAAUAAUAAGAUGGUUUGAUUUGUAUUGAAGACACAGAGCAGAAGCAGGUCAUUCAGAGUCACUGCUGGGGUGAAGCACGUUCACCACGCUCCACGCGAAACAACCAGCACGUGGUCGCUGUUGGAAAGGCAAGGAUUUACACUGGAUGGUCUUUCGUUUCACCAACAUCUAUGAAAAGUUGUUCUGUGCAAUCUUUUGGUAGAAAUGUCAAUCAGUUUUCAAUCAAAUCAGUAGACUGUCAGAUGUGUGACAAUUACAAAAUCUGGCAAUGUUUGCACUUGGCUAGGAUUAGUGUGAUAUAUUUUUUUAAAUAUAUAUAUAUAAAUAUAUGUGUGUAGUUUUUAAAAAAAGGGGGGGAAAUGAAUGUUGCUAUUUUUGUAGAACAUAAUGACUGUUGUGUUUGAGACUGACACUUUUUAUUAUUGGGCCUAAUCAUCAGUUGUGGUUUAAAGGCAAAAAAAAGGGCGCUAAUGAUAAUCAUCGGUUGUAUAGUACCUCCUGGCAUUUAUGCACGCAUGGCAGGGAAGUGCAACUCACAGUAACUAUUUUAUAUAAAAACUGUACAUUUAUUACUGAACACACUCAGAUAUAAGAACAUGUCUUGUUUUAGAAAGAGAGCAUAAAUGGAUCUUGAAUGAUUUGAUGAAAUCAGCUAGUGAGGAUUGCACAUCACAUCAUUUUUUUUUGACAAACAGUUACAGAGCGAAGCACUUGAAAACCACCUGGAUUUAUGGUUGUAUCUGUACAGCACUUACAUUCAAACACAGGGGGGAAAGAAGAAUCAUUUAUGUAUAAAAAAAUGCCCAUUCGUGUUCCUUUUGGAAAAUUGAGAUCUUUUCCAUUCCAGGUCAAGGUCAAGAGUCACUUCCUACUGUGUGAACCUUCAUUUUCUCCCAAUAAAACACGCUUUUUUAGAUAUUAUUUCCAAUGAGGUGGGUAUUUCUCACGCCUGAACGCCUGUAUAGACAGAUCAGUGGCAGCAAACAGUAAAAGAAACACUUAAGGCAAGGGGGGAAAAUGAAGAUAAUUUUGUUUUUCCACUGUAAAUAUUUGCUUAUUAACAGUAUAAGCCUAGAUGUAGAAAUUGAUUUUAUUCGUGCAGCACACUUUGCUUGAGCAUAUCUUGUUUAUUACAAAAUUAUUUUUACCGUGGAAAGAAAAUGGAGAAGAACAGUACAUUAUGCUAAAACGCUAAAUGCUUUAUCAGAGAAUGAUUCAGCAUGGCACGCUUCGGUUUUGAAAAUGAUUUGGAGGUACAAUAUGACACCGAUAGACAGGCGGGUGUAACGUUUCACUCAAAAAUGGCCUUUUUUUCCCAAAGAAUUGAAAUUUUUUUUCCUUCAAUUUAAUGUGGCAUGAAGUAUUGUAAACACAAUAUGAUAUCAGAGAAUGUUUCUAUAUUGUACAUUACUGUAUGUGUGAUGUAAGAGGAUGAUUUGUGGUGUGAAAAAUGUUGUAACAACUUUGUAGCUGCAUUAUGAUGAUUUUAACACAGUGUAAAAGCUUACUUUACCACAUAUUAAUGUGCAAAAAGGCUGGUGUGAAGCGUUACCUCUGCAGGUUUUUCAGGUGUUCAUGCUGAAAGCAAAUUAAGACGCAUCAACUUUAUUUUGAAAAUCUCCUGGAGGUGCAAAGUAGGCCUGUUUUAUAGCAAUUAUUUACAAGGUAAUAUGCCAAAGUCACCUUUAAAGAAAACUAAAAUAAUCAGAACUUGUUUUUAAUAUCUUGACUAGUUAAUCAAAGUAAUAUAUUUUAAUUAAUAUCUUUUAAUAUAAAAAAAACUAUUUGCUAAUUUUUUUUUUUUUAAUCAACAGGGUUUUUACUAUAAUAAUAUAUCGGCUGUCUGUUUUUCUUAUAAUUUUGUUUAGACUGGACAGACCACCAUGCAGAGAAUAACUUGACUUUUAUAAUUCAAAUUGCCCAGGUAUCAAUAUUCUGUAUGGCCCAGCUUUUUUCAAUGGUUCACUUGGUCUAUGUUUUUUCCAUAGAGACGUUGUCUAAUGUGUGUACCCUUUUAGCUGUCUGCAUUUGUGUCAUUACCUUAUGAAAACAAAAAGAAAUGUUUUUAAAAGCUCCAUUUUUAGGUCAGUGGAUUAAUAAAGGUCCAUUUUUAAAUGUAUUUGUUAUUAAAUGGGGGGUUAUGUCUUGUGGAAAAUUGGUUUAAGAUUGUAGGAGAGGUUUAUAGUCAUUUCACUAAAACUGGUGCACCAGUAUUUCAUUGUGUUAACACAAUUUUAAUUUUUCCUCCGGAAAUAUUUAGGUCUUAUUAGGUUUGAUGUGAUGUUAGUAUGUUGUAUUUAGAGUUGGGGACUGGAUCGCACCGCAAAAACAAUUCACAGACACAAUCAAUCAAUCAAUCCAAAAGGCAGCUAAAAUCUUUGUUAAUAAGGACUGAAACGUGCGUCAGGCAGCAGUCCCCACUGUCACUGAAGUUACCUGUUGUGUGUGCGUUCAGAUGAGUUCAUAUAGAAUUGGCUGUUAAGUGUCAUGGGCAAUCACCACCGAUUUAAAAUGUCACGUUCAUCACUAGGUAAAUUUGUUUAAUAUGUCUGUGUCAUUUUGUCUCCAUUUAAACUCCGGGUGAAUGUAAUAUAGUAAUCAGCACUUGUAAACAAAGUGUAUUUUAUCAGAAGUUAUAGACUAUUAUGAAUAAAUAAUGAAAAUAAAAA
Molecule: messenger RNA, 6329 nt
Organism: Plectropomus leopardus (leopard coralgrouper)
Lineage: Eukaryota; Metazoa; Chordata; Actinopteri; Perciformes; Serranidae
Source: RefSeq, a predicted model, not a curated record